CGUAAGCCUGGGUCGGGAGAGAGCCCGGUCGCAAUGUAGGCCGCAUGGAUUUUAGAAUUCUACUAUGCAUAGGCGCAUGUCGCAAUAGAUUUCCUAUAAUGACUACAUAGUAAGGUGGUCAUGUACCUCAGUUGCCAUUCCGAUCCCUUGUUGACAUGGUUCUCAUGCGGGGUCAAGGGGUGAAAAUGGGAACGCCACUAGCGGACUAAAUGGCCUGCUCGCGGUCCUAGGCGACUACGACAUCUCCGGGUUGGUUCAUGGCUAACUGGAACCUGUCGGUCUUCACGUCCGCCGCGCCCCCAGCAUUCCGCAUUACGGCGACGUAAGUGUCGCUUUUAGUGUCUCGAAGAUGCAAAUUUUCGGAAUAUUUAUGUAGGAUGCCUUUUCCGUCCUCGGGCCUCGUACCCCGUGCCCUUGUGCGGCAAUGGGAAGUGUGACAGGUCUCACGUAACAAGCGCUGCGGUGACAACAUCAUUUCUGAAAUUGAUUCGUAGCCGCCUCCGCUUCCGAGGGACAAUGGUACCUUCGGUCAUGGAGGGAGCCCCACAGCUGGGUAUCACGUCCACAGACACAAGCAGCGCUGGAGUGCCUCCAGGGCUGAAAUUGAUCCCGACGGACAGGCUCGACCGGCGCACUGACGAGGAGAUCGCUGCAUGGCUCCAGACUCGCCAUCCCGUCACGUCGGACAAGAACGUCUGGGCGUUCUGGCAUAAUGGGUACACAAACAUGCCGCCCUGGGUCCAGCGGAACAUCAUCAAUUGGGUUCGCAGACUGGGUCCGGAUUGGACUGUGCAUUUACUAGACCGAGUAGACGGAUCUGCGACGAAUGUCAGCCAUUAUGUCGACAGCUCGUUCUUCCCCGAAUGCUUCAACAACAACACGAUGGACGGCCCUACGGUCGGCCAGCAUUCGGGAGAUCUCGUUCGUCUCCCCUUGCUCUGGCUUUACGGGGGCAUCUGGAUCGAUGCUGGUUCAUUCCUGUUCCGCCACGUUGAAGACAUUUGCUGGAAUAAGAUCGAGGACCCCGAGUCUCCGUACGAGAUGGCGGGUUUCGUGAUCGAGAUGCGCCCAGGGGUUGAGGUUAUGCUGAACGGCUUUAUCGCCGCGAAGCGCGGUAAUCCAUUUAUCAAGCGCUGGCUUGAGAUCUUCAAGAAACUCUGGGACGGCGCGACCAAUGUCCAGGGCUUCCACAAGCAUCCCUUACUGCGACACCUACCAAUGCUCUGUCCGCCUAUAGACAAGCUAAAUCUCCCACCGCAAGGCCUCAACGUCGUCAUGGAGCAGUUCACCGAUUACAUGUCCCAAAUCAUGAGCUUCGAACGGCUGCGCAAGCUCAUCGACCCGUCGGAUGGGUUUAACGGUCCCGAGUACUACUCGAAUAAGAUGUUCCUGUGCUCGGCGCUGCAGGAGACAUUUUACUUCCAGCUAGUAACGGAAUGGUCGGGCACCAAGCAGUUCAAUCUGCUAUCGACGAAGCGCAAGGGCGAGGGCGUCGUCAAGGACGAGAAUUGGCACGCCGCCGAGAACUUCGUCCAUGAUGCGCUCGCCAACACGGCUACUAUGAAGCUGUCGCACGGCCCCCCGGGUGCCUUGGACUCGUUCCUCGCGGACUUGUGGGACUCGGCAGAGCACCACGGUAAGGAUAAUGAGGACGGCACUUUUGCGGCUUACUUGAGAUAUGGGAGCGUGCACUUCGACCAGACGCGGGAGAUGGUCCCGAUCAAGAUGGGCUGGCCUGAUGAGGAGGUGUUGGAGGCGGGGGUUCUGGAGCCGAAGAAGUAAAAAGGGGCGUUUCUUGUUUAAAAAAAUUAAAUAAAUAUAGAUAAAACCUGUGUAAAAAUUAUUUUUUGGUUCAAUUGGAAUGAUAUUCUCUCUAACUACAUGCCGAAGAAGGAAUAAGGUCGUUCAGUUUAGGCACCUUUCAUUACUCGAGGGGCAAACAUGAGGAACUAUCAGGUAGGGAAUAAAAAUACACUAUUCUUAUGACGUGUCAAAAUGCCCCCCUGAAAUGCUGACAUUGGCAUUGCGCCUCGAAAUAAUCAUUCCACAUAUGACAAAUCCAAUAGUACCUCCCAUUUAUCAUUUACCUGCGUCUGCUUGAAGUAUCUCUCGCAUGAGUAACUGUCAUCAAUUAGUCAACCUGCUAUUGGUUCGUUUCAGCGU
Messenger RNA from Annulohypoxylon truncatum, 2163 nucleotides. RefSeq names its product capsular polysaccharide synthesis protein-domain-containing protein. Gene Ontology annotation, molecular function: glycosyltransferase activity. Bases 517 to 1782 code for a protein of 421 amino acids. The record is from RefSeq and is a predicted model, not a curated record. Lineage: Eukaryota; Fungi; Ascomycota; Sordariomycetes; Xylariales; Hypoxylaceae. The transcript is spliced from 2 exons.